This is a messenger RNA of Poecile atricapillus (Black-capped chickadee), 10857 nucleotides long. RefSeq names its product centrosome-associated protein CEP250-like. Lineage: Eukaryota; Metazoa; Chordata; Aves; Passeriformes; Paridae. Bases 1 to 10857 code for a protein of 3618 amino acids. The transcript has 60 exons. The record is from RefSeq and is a predicted model, not a curated record.
AUGCAGCAACAUAUUGAUCAAAUGGACAAGCAAACCCAAAUGGUAACAAGCUGCCGUGAGCAGAUAGAGAGUCUGCUAGAAGAAAUCAGAGGUUGCUGCGAAAACGUUGAGAAGUCCAGGGAAAAGCUGCAGCAGUGCAUUGGAAUCCCAGAGCCAGGAGCCUUGUGGCUGCGUCAAAGGAACACCGAGCAGUGGAAGGAAACGUCAGCCCAGGUGGAAAAGGCCCAGCAGCAGGACAGGAUGAAGGUUUCCCAGGAGCAAGACUCGUCGAGCAGGGCUCUGGAGCAGCUGCGCCGGCAGUCCUCUGGCCAAGGGCACGCACUGGCCCAGGUGUGCAGAGAGAAGGAGCUGCUGGGCCAGGAGAAAGCUGCCCUUGAGGGACGACUGGCAGCUAUGGGACAGCAGCAACAAGAGCUUUGCAAGCAGCUGGCAGAGACCAGGUCAGCAAAGGACAUCCUGGAAUCCAGCCUGUCUGCUGCUCAGCUGCAGAUAUCUCAGCUGGAGAUGAGCAGGACCCAUCUGGAGGCUCAAGUGCUCACAGUCACACAGGCCAAGGCAGUGGUAGAAGGUGAAAACCUCGUGUGCUUUAAAAAUGAGCAAGAAAGACACCGUGCAGAGUUGCAGGAGAUGCUGAAGCAAUGGCAAGAAGAGAAGGCAAAGAGAGAGCAGGAACACGAGAAGGUGCUGCUUGAGAUGAGGCAGAAAGUUGCCACCCUGCAGGCCCAACAACAAGAACAACAAAUCAGAUUUGAAAAAGCCAAGCGACAGGUGCAGCAAAAGGAGCAGAAUGAGAAGAGGGCUUUAACAGAGACACUGCUCCAAACUCGAGGAGACCUCAGCCAAGCGUGCCAGCAGGUGGAAGAGUUGACAUUUCAGCUGGCAGCCUCCCGAGAGUUCCAGGAAAGCACUGUCCAGAGAGCCCAGCAGGAUGUGAGUGAGGCCCAGGAAGAGUCAAGGCAGAAGCAAUUGGAGGCUGAACACAUCCAGAAGCAGCUGGGGGAGAAAGAACAUCAGAAGAAGAAGCUUCAAGUGUACCUGCAGAAUGUGGAGAGGGAAUGGAGUCAUUGGGAAGAAGUGGCACGCAAAAAUUCAGAAUACCAUGCUUUUGUGAGUGCCCUAAAGAGGGAAAGAACCAGGCUGAUUCGGUCACUCGAGGAAAAGAACGUGUGCCUCAGAUCACUGGAAGAAAAGAACGUGGCACUGAACAAUCAGCUGUCUCAGUUUCAUUCUGCUCUUCAGCAGGCUGAGCAGCUCUCUUCAAUUCGUGCCAGAAAAAUGCAGAAGCUCAACAGCCAGGCUGAGGUGUCUGAGCUGCGUCUGAGGCUCCAGAGCUCUGAGGAAAGAGCAGAGGCCAUGGCCACACACUGUGAGGCCAUGGAGAUGGAGCUGAAGAUUGCUCAUGCUGACUACAACCAAAUCAAGGCCUGCAAUCAGGAGCUGCAGACACUGUUGGAGGAAACUCAGCAAGCAACGUGGAGGGCAGAACAUGAGAAAAUCUUUCUAAGAACGGGCCUGAAGGAUGUGGCCACUACCCUGAAGGAAGAGGCUGUGACUGUUCAUCAAGAGAUGGAAUAUCCUCAGAGGAAACUGGAGAGUCAGGAGAAGGAAAGGAAGGAUCUUCUGCAUGAACGGGAAUUGUAUGAACAGCAGCUGAGAGACCUGGAAAAGAAGAAGGAAAUGGGUGCACCUGACAUCCAAAGAUGGAAGAAGAUAACCCAGGAAUUGGAAAUGGAGAGGGAAGACAUGCAGGAAGAGUUGGACCAUGGGACUGCUGCUGCCUUGAUGAAGAGCAGAAGAGGAGAACUCAAAGGGAGAGAGAAUGUUCAAGUCCUGAGAUCAGCACUGAGGAAGAGUGAAGUGGCCAAAGGGACGUUGAAGAAAAACUUCAUAAUCCUGCAGAGAAAAUCUCCUGACAACAGCAUAGGCCAGUCUCAUCUCCAGGUGCUGCAGGAAGGGCAGAAUGAGAAGAGGGCUUUAACAGAGACACUGCUCCAAACUCGAGGAGACCUCAGCCAAGCGUGCCAGCAGGUGGAAGAGUUGACAGCUCAGCUGGCAGCCUCCAGAGAGUUCCUGGAAAGCACUGUCCAGAGAGCCCAGCAGGAUGUGAGUGAGGCCCAGGAAGAGUCACGUCAGAAGAUGUUGGAGACUGAGCACAUCCAGAAGAGGCUGGAGGAGGCAGAAGAUCAGAAGAAGGAGCUCCAAAUGCAGCUGCAGAACUUGGAGAGGGAAAGGAAUCAAUGGGAUGAAGUGGCACAGCAAAAUUCAGAAUUGCAGGCUUCCAUGAAUGUCCUAGGGAGGGAAAAAGCCAGGCUGAUUCUGUCACUCGAGGAAAAGAACGUGUGCCUCAGAUCACUGGAAGAAAAGAACGUGGCACUGAACAAUCAGCUGUCUCAGUUCAAUUCUGCUCUUCAGCAGGCUGAACAGCUCUCUUCAAUUCGUGCCAGAAAAAUGCAGGAGCUCAACAGCCAGAUCCAGGCCCUGCAGGAUGCAGUGUUGGAGAUGGAGGCUGCCAAGGCAACUCGAGAGAAGGAGCUGCUGCAGGAGCUGGGAAAGUCCCGAGCAGGAGAACAGAGCUUGAGGGACGCUGUGCAUGUGCUGCAGGCUGAGGUGUCUGAGCUGCGUCUGAGGCUCCAGAGCUCUGAUGACAAAGCUCUUACGUCAGCCAUACAGUGUGAGAGUGUGAAGCUGGAGCUGAGGAAGACACAGACUCAGAGGAACAACCUCAGCACCCGCAACCUGGAGCUGCAGAAGGACUUGGAGGAAAUUGAGAGAGAUUUGUGUAGGGCUGAAAACAAGCACAUUUCUCGAGAAAGUGCCCUGAAGAAAGAGUCUUUUACUUUUCGUCAGGGGGUGGCAUCUCUGCAGAGAAAAUUGGAGAGCCAGGAGAAGGAAAGGAAGGAUGUGCUGCAUGAACGGGAAUUGUAUGAACAGCAGCUGAGAGACCUGGAAAAGAAGAAGGAAAUGGGUGCACCUGACAUCCAAAGAUGGAAGAAGAUAACCCAGGAAUUGGAAAUGGAGAGGGAAGACAUGCAGGAAGAGUUGGACCAUGGGACUGCUGCUGCCUUGAUGAAGAGAAGAAGAGGAGAACUCAAAGGGAGAGAGAAUGUUCAAGUCCUGAGAUCAGCACUGAGGAAGAGUGAAGUGGCCAAAGGGACGUUGAAGAAAAACUUCAUAAUCCUGCAGAGAAAAUCUCCUGACAACAGCAUAGGCCAGUCUCAUCUCCAGGUGCAGCAAAAGGAGCAGAAUGAGAAGAGGGCUUUAACUGAGGCACUGCUCCAAACUCGAGGAGACCUCAGCCAAGCGUGCCAGCAGACCAUCAAGGCAAAACUGCAAGCUGAGCUGCAGGAAGCUCACAAUGAAAUCCAGACAGCACAGAAGAGGCACAAGGAGGAACUACAAUGCAUGAAAGAGGAGAUGAAUGUCCUCUUUGAGCAGAGGGAUGCUCUACAAGAGCAGGUGGAAGAGUUGACAGCUCAGCUGGCAGCCUCCCGAGAGUUCCUGGAAAGCACAGUCCAGAGAGCCCAGCAGGAUGUGAGUGAGGCCCAGGAAGAGUCAAGGCAGAAGAUGUUGGAGGCUGAAGACAUCCAGAAGAGGCUGGAGGAGGCAGAAGAUCAGAAGAAGGAGCUACAAAUGCAGCUGCAGAACUUGGAGAGGGAAAGGAAUCAAUGGGAUGAAGUGGCACAGCAAAAUUCAGAAUUGCAGGCUUCCAUGAAUGUUCUAGGGAGGGAAAAAGCCAGGCUGAUUCUGUCACUCGAGGAAAAGAACGUGUGCCUCAGAUCACUGGAAGAAAAGAACGUGGCACUGAACAAUCAGCUGUCUCAGUUCAAUUCUGCUCUUCAGCAGGCUGAGCAGCUCUCUUCAAUUCGUGCCAGAAAAAUGCAGAAGCUCAACAGCCAGAUCCAGGCCCUGCAGGAUGCAGUGUUGGAGAUGGAGGCUGCCAAGGCAACUCGAGAGAAGGAGCUGCUGCAGGAGCUGGGAAAGUCCCAAGCAGGAGAACAGAGCUUGAGGGACGCUGUGCAUGUGCUGCAGGCUGAGGUGUCUGAGCUGCGUCUGAGGCUCCAGAGGUCUGAUGACAAAGCUCUUACGUCAGCCAUACAGUGUGAGAGUGUGAAGCUGGAGCUGAGGAAGACACAGACUCAGAGGAACAACCUCAGCACCCGCAACCUGGGGCUGCAGAAGGACUUGGAGGAAAUUGAGAGAGAUUUGUGUAGGGCUGAAAACAAGCACAUUUCUCGAGAAAGUGCCCUGAAGAAAGAGUCUUUUACUUUUCGUCAGGGGGUGGCAUCUCUGCAGAGAAAAUUGGAGAGCCAGGAGAAGGAAAGGAAGGAUGUGCUGGUGUCCCUGCUGCAGUCACAGCUGGCCCGAGACCGACAGCACCGGCAGAACUACAUUGAGAGCUGCUCAAGGACCAGCCAGGAGCUGGAGCUCGAGGACUUUCUCACCAGGGACAAUCCUCCAGAGCCCCUGAGUUGCUGCAAAAACCUUGAGAAGUCCAGGGAAAAGCUGCUGCAAUGCAUUGGAAUCCCAGAGCCAGGAGCCUUGUGGCUGCAUCAAAGGAACACCGAGAAGCAGAAGGAAACGUCAGCCCAGGUGGAAAAGGCCCAGCAGCAGGACAGGAUGAAGGUUUCCCAGGAGCAAGACUCGUCGAGCAGGGCUCUGGAGCAGCUGCGCCGGCAGUCCUCUGGCCAAGGGCACGCACUGGCCCAGGUGUGCAGAGAGAAGGAGCUGCUGGGCCAGAAGAAAGCUGCCCUUGAGGGACGACUGGCAGCUAUGGGACAGCAGCAACAAGAGCUUUGCAAGCAGCUGGCAGAGACCAGGGCAGCAAAGGAGAGCCUGGAAUCCAGCCUGUCUGCUGCUCAGCUGCAGAUAUCUCAGCUGGAGAUGAGCAGGACCCAUCUGGAGGCUCAAGUGCUCACAGUCACACAGGCCAAGGCAGUGGUAGAAGGUGAGGACCUCGUGUGCUUUAAAAAUGAGCAAGAAAGACACCAUGCAGAGUUGCAGGAGAUGCUGGAACAAUGGCAAGAAGAGAAGGCAAAGAGAGAGCAGGAACACGAGGAGGUGCUGCUUGAGAUGAGGCAGAAAGUUGCCACCCUGCAGGCCCAACAACAAGAACAACAAAUCAGAUUUGAAAAAGCCAAGCGACAGGUGCAGCAAAAGGAGCAGAAUGAGAAGAGGGCUUUAACAGAGACACUGCUCCAAACUCGAGGAGACCUCAGCCAAGCGUGCCAGCAGGUGGAAGAGUUGACAUCUCAGCUGGCAGCCUCCCGAGAGUUCCAGGAAAGCACAGUCCAGAGAGCCCAGAAGGAUGUGAAUGAAGCCCAGGAAGAGACAAGGCAGAAGCAAUUGGAGGCUGAUCACAUCCAGAAGCAGCUGGGGGAGAAAGAACAUCAGAAGAAGAAGCUUCAAGUGUACCUGCAGAAUGUGGAGAGGGAAUGGAGUCAUUGGGAAGAAGUGGCACACAAAAAUUCAGAAUACCAUGCUUUUGUGAGUGCCCUAAAGAGGGAAAGAACCAGGCUGAUUCUGUCUCUGGAGAAAAAGAACGUGUGCCUCAGAUCACUGGAAGAGAAGAACGUGGCACUGAACAAUCAGCUGUCUCAGUUCAAUUCUGCUCUUCAGCAGGCUGAACACCUCUCUUCAAUUCGUGCCAGAAAAAUGCAGAAGCUCAACACCCAGAUCCAGGCCCUGCAAGAUGCAGUGUUGGAGAUGGAGGCUGCCAAGGCAACUCGAGAGAAGGAGCUGCUGCAGGAGCUGGAAAAGUCCCGAGCAGGAGAACAGAGCUUGAGGGACGCUGUGCAUGUGCUGGAGGCUGAGGUGUCUGAGCUGCGUCUGAGGCUUCAGAGCUCUGAGCAAAGAGCAGAGACCAUGGCCACACACUGUGAGGCCAUGGAGAUGGAGCUGAGGAUGGCUCAGGCUGACAACAACCAAAUCAAGGCCUGCAAUCAGGAGCUGCAGACACUGUUGGAGGAAACUCAGCAAGCAACGUGGAGGGCAGAACAUGAGAAAAUCUUUCUAAGAACGGGCCUGAAGGAUGAGGCCACUGCCCUGAAGAAAGAGGCUGUGACUGUUCAUCAAGAGAUGGAAUAUCCUCAGAGGAAACUGGAGAGUCAGGAGAAGGAAAGGAAGGAUGUGCUGCAUGAACGGGAAUUGUACAAACAGCAGCUGAGAGACCUGGAAAAGAAGAAGGAAAUGGGUGCACCUGACAUCCAAAGAUGGAAGAAGAUAAGCCAGGAAUUGGAAGUGGAGAGGGAAGACAUGCAGGAAGAGUUGGACCAUGGGACUGCUGCCGCCGCCUUGAACAAGAGCAGAAGAGGAGAACUCAAAGGGAGAGAGAAUGUUCAAGUACUGAGAUCAGCACUGAGGAAGAGUGAAGUGGCCAAAGGGACGUUGAAGAAAAAGUUAGUGAUCCAGCAGAUAAAAUCUCCUGACAACAGCAUAGGCCAGUCUCAUCUCCAGGUGCAGCAAAAGGAGCAGGAUGAGAAGAGGGCUUUAACAGAGACACUGCUCCAAACUCGAGGAGACCUCAGCCAAGCGUGCCAGCAGACCAUCAAGGCAAAACUGCAAGCUGAGCUGCAGGAAGCUCAGAAUGAAAUCCAGACAGCACAGGAGAGGCACAAGGAGGAACUACAAUGCAUGAAAGAGGAGAUGAAUGUCCUCCUUGAGCAGAGGGAUGCACUACAAAAGCAGGUGGAAGAGUUGACAGCUCAGCUGGCAGCCUCCCAGGAGUUCCUGGAAAGCACAGUCCAGAGAGCCCAGCAGGAUGUGAGUGAGGCCCAGGAAGAGUCACGUCAGAAGAUGUUGGAGGCUGAAGACAUCCAGAAGAGGCUGGAGGAGGCAGAAGAUCAGAAGAAGGAGCUCCAAAUGCAGAUGCAGAACUUGGAGAGGGAAAGGAAUCAAUGGGAAGAAGUGGCACAGCAAAAUUCAGAAUUGCAGGCUUCCAUGAAUGCCCUAGGGAGGGAAAAAGCCAGGCUGAUUCUGUCACUCGAGGAAAAGAACGUGUGCCUCAGAUCACUGGAAGAAAAGAAUGUGGCACUGAACAAUCAGCUGUCUCAGUUCAAUUCUGCUCUUCAGCAGGCUGAACACCUCUCUUCAAUUCGUGCCAGAAAAAUGCAGAAGCUCAACACCCAGAUCCAGGCCCUGCAAGAUGCAGUGUUGGAGAUGGAGGCUGCCAAGGCAACUCGAGAGAAGGAGCUGCUGCAGGAGCUGGGAAAGUCCCGAGCAGGAGAACAGAGCUUGAGGGACGCUGUGCAUGUGCUGCAGGCUGAGGUGUCUGAGCUGCGUCUGAGGCUCCAGAGGUCUGAUGACAAAGCUCUUACGUCAGCCAUACAGUGUGAGAGUGUGAAGCUGGAGCUGAGGAAGACACAGACUCAGAGGAACAACCUCAGCACCCGCAACCUGGAGCUGCAGUGGGACUUGGAGGAAAUUGAGAGAGAUUUGUGUAGGGCUGAAAACAAGCACAUUUCUCGAGAAAGUGCCCUGAAGAAAGAGUCUUUUACUUUUCGUCAGGGGGUGGCAUCUCUGCAGAGGAAAUUGGAGAGCCAGGAGAAGGAAAGGAAGGAUCUUCUGGUGUCCCUGCUGCAGUCACAGCUGGCCCGAGACCGACAGCACCGGCAGAACUACAUUGAGAGCUGCUCAAGGACCAGCCAGGAGCUGGAGCUCGAGGACUUUCUCACCAGGGACAAUCCUCCAGAGCCCCUGAGUUGCUGCAAAAACCUUGAGAAGUCCAGGGAAAAGCUGCUGCAAUGCAUUGGAAUCCCAGAGCCAGGAGCCUUGUGGCUGCAUCAAAGGAACACCGAGAAGCAGAAGGAAACGUCAGCCCAGGUGGAAAAGGCCCAGCAGCAGGACAGGAUGAAGGUUUCCCAGGAGCAAGACUCGUCGAGCAGGGCUCUGGAGCAGCUGCGCCGGCAGUCCUCUGGCCAAGGGCACGCACUGGCCCAGGUGUGCAGAGAGAAGGAGCUGCUGGGCCAGAAGAAAGCUGCCCUUGAGGGACGACUGGCAGCUAUGGGACAGCAGCAACAAGAGCUUUGCAAGCAGCUGGCAGAGACCAGGGCAGCAAAGGAGAGCCUGGAAUCCAGCCUGUCUGCUGCUCAGCUGCAGAUAUCUCAGCUGGAGAUGAGCAGGACCCAUCUGGAGGCUCAAGUGCUCACAGUCACACAGGCCAAGGCAGUGGUAGAAGGUGAGGACCUCGUGUGCUUUAAAAAUGAGCAAGAAAGACACCAUGCAGAGUUGCAGGAGAUGCUGGAACAAUGGCAAGAAGAGAAGGCAAAGAGAGAGCAGGAACACGAGGAGGUGCUGCUUGAGAUGAGGCAGAAAGUUGCCACCCUGCAGGCCCAACAACAAGAACAACAAAUCAGAUUUGAAAAAGCCAAGCGACAGGUGCAGCAAAAGGAGCAGAAUGAGAAGAGGGCUUUAACAGAGACACUGCUCCAAACUCGAGGAGACCUCAGCCAAGCGUGCCAGCAGGUGGAAGAGUUGACAUCUCAGCUGGCAGCCUCCCGAGAGUUCCAGGAAAGCACAGUCCAGAGAGCCCAGAAGGAUGUGAAUGAAGCCCAGGAAGAGACAAGGCAGAAGCAAUUGGAGGCUGAUCACAUCCAGAAGCAGCUGGGGGAGAAAGAACAUCAGAAGAAGAAGCUUCAAGUGUACCUGCAGAAUGUGGAGAGGGAAUGGAGUCAUUGGGAAGAAGUGGCACACAAAAAUUCAGAAUACCAUGCUUUUGUGAGUGCCCUAAAGAGGGAAAGAACCAGGCUGAUUCUGUCUCUGGAGAAAAAGAACGUGUGCCUCAGAUCACUGGAAGAAAAGAACGUGGCACUGAACAAUCAGCUGUCUCAGUUCAAUUCUGCUCUUCAGCAGGCUGAACACCUCUCUUCAAUUCGUGCCAGAAAAAUGCAGAAGCUCAACACCCAGAUCCAGGCCCUGCAAGAUGCAGUGUUGGAGAUGGAGGCUGCCAAGGCAACUCGAGAGAAGGAGCUGCUGCAGGAGCUGGAAAAGUCCCGAGCAGGAGAACAGAGCUUGAGGGACGCUGUGCAUGUGCUGCAGGUUGAGGUGUCUGAGCUGCGUCUGAGGCUCCAGAGCUCUGAGGAAAGAGCAGAGGCCAUGGCCAUACACUGUGAGGCCAUGGAGAUGGAGCUGAGGAUGGCUCAGGCUGACAACAACCAAAUCAAGGCCUGCAAUCAGGAGCUGCAGACACUGUUGGAGGAAACUCAGCAAGCAACGUGGAGGGCAGAACAUGAGAAAAUCUUUCUAAGAACGGGCCUGAAGGAUGAGGCCACUGCCCUGAAGAAAGAGGCUGUGACUGUUCAUCAAGAGAUGGAAUAUCCUCAGAGGAAACUGGAGAGUCAGGAGAAGGAAAGGAAGGAUGUGCUGCAUGAACGGGAAUUGUACGAACAGCAGCUGAGAGACCUGGAAAAGAAGAAGGAAAUGGGUGCACCUGACAUCCAAAGAUGGAAGAAGAUAAGCCAGGAAUUGGAAGUGGAGAGGGAAGACAUGCAGGAAGAGUUGGACCAUGGGACUGCUGCCGCCGCCUUGAACAAGAGCAGAAGAGGAGAACUCAAAGGGAGAGAGAAUGUUCAAGUACUGAGAUCAGCACUGAGGAAGAGUGAAGUGGCCAAAGGGACGUUGAAGAAAAAGUUAGUGAUCCAGCAGAUAAAAUCUCCUGACAACAGCAUAGGCCAGUCUCAUCUCCAGGUGCAGCAAAAGGAGCAGGAUGAGAAGAGGGCUUUAACAGAGACACUGCUCCAAACUCGAGGAGACCUCAGCCAAGCGUGCCAGCAGACCAUCAAGGCAAAACUGCAAGCUGAGCUGCAGGAAGCUCAGAAUGAAAUCCAGACAGCACAGGAGAGGCACAAGGAGGAACUACAAUGCAUGAAAGAGGAGAUGAAUGUCCUCCUUGAGCAGAGGGAUGCACUACAAAAGCAGGUGGAAGAGUUGACAGCUCAGCUGGCAGCCUCCCAGGAGUUCCUGGAAAGCACAGUCCAGAGAGCCCAGCAGGAUGUGAGUGAGGCCCAGGAAGAGUCACGUCAGAAGAUGUUGGAGGCUGAAGACAUCCAGAAGAGGCUGGAGGAGGCAGAAGAUCAGAAGAAGGAGCUCCAAAUGCAGAUGCAGAACUUGGAGAGGGAAAGGAAUCAAUGGGAAGAAGUGGCACAGCAAAAUUCAGAAUUGCAGGCUUCCAUGAAUGUCCUAGGGAGGGAAAAAGCCAGGCUGAUUCUGUCACUCGAGGAAAAGAACGUGUGCCUCAGAUCACUGGAAGAAAAGAAUGUGGCACUGAACAAUCAGCUGUCUCAGUUCAAUUCUGCUCUUCAGCAGGCUGAACACCUCUCUUCAAUUCGUGCCAGAAAAAUGCAGAAGCUCAACACCCAGAUCCAGGCCCUGCAAGAUGCAGUGUUGGAGAUGGAGGCUGCCAAGGCAACUCGAGAGAAGGAGCUGCUGCAGGAGCUGGGAAAGUCCCGAGCAGGAGAACAGAGCUUGAGGGACGCUGUGCAUGUGCUGCAGGCUGAGGUGUCUGAGCUGCGUCUGAGGCUCCAGAGGUCUGAUGACAAAGCUCUUACGUCAGCCAUACAGUGUGAGAGUGUGAAGCUGGAGCUGAGGAAGACACAGACUCAGAGGAACAACCUCAGCACCCGCAACCUGGAGCUGCAGUGGGACUUGGAGGAAAUUGAGAGAGAUUUGUGUAGGGCUGAAAACAAGCACAUUUCUCGAGAAAGUGCCCUGAAGAAAGAGUCUUUUACUUUUCGUCAGGGGGUGGCAUCUCUGCAGAGGAAAUUGGAGAGCCAGGAGAAGGAAAGGAAGGAUCUUCUGUCUCACCGGCAAAAUAGGUUCAGUUCUCAAAGAGAAGAGACCUCCAGCAGCUCAGGGGAGCAGUAG